AUGCGAUUGCGAACGCCUAUUCGCCAUUUUCAGAUCCAUCACUUCUGUUUGUAACUGAAAAAACAAAACCCAAUUUGAAACCCUAACAAAGAACCAGGGAACACCGAAGGAAGAAUCUCGGGAACCAUGGACAGAGACUGGGGCUCCAAACCCGGUUCUGGAGGUGCUGCCUCCGCCCAAACUGAAGCCAUGGACCGCCGCGAGCGGCUCCGUCGGCUUGCUCUUGAAACCAUCGAUCUCGCCAAAGAUCCCUAUUUCAUGCGCAACCACCUCGGCAGUUAUGAGUGUAAGCUUUGUCUGACGCUACACAACAAUGAAGGGAACUAUUUGGCACAUACGCAAGGGAAGCGGCACCAGACCAACUUAGCAAAGAGAGCGGCGCGUGAGGCUAAGGAGGCUCCGGCUCAGCCUCAGCCUCACAAGCGUAAAGUUUCUGUUCGUAAAACAGUCAAAAUUGGUAGGCCAGGAUAUCGUGUGACAAAGCAAUAUGAUCCGGAGACCAAGCAGAGAUCUCUUCUCUUCCAGAUUGAAUAUCCUGAAAUAGAAGACAAUACAAAGCCAAGGCACCGUGUUAUGUCGUCUUAUGAGCAGAGAGUGCAACCAUUUGAUAGGAGAUAUCAGUAUCUCCUUUUUGCUGCAGAACCCUAUGAGAUCAUAGCUUUCAAGGUCCCAAGCACUGAGAUCGAUAAAUCCACUCCUAAGUUCUUCUCGCAUUGGGAUCCUGACUCGAAAAUGUUCACAUUGCAGGUAUAUUUUAAAACCAAGCCACUAGAGGUGAACAAACCUCCACCUCCUCCUGCAGUCAAUGGUACUGCAGCCCCAGGUGCUCCUCCAAGGCCUUUGCCUCCACCACCUCAUGCUCCAGCACCGCCACCUCCUCCUCCACCUCAAGGGCUGCCAAACCCUCCUAGGGGCCCUCCACCUCCAGCUCCUGGUUCAUUACCGCCGCCGCCGCCUCCUAUGGGAAAUGGUCCUAGGCCUAUGCCUCCUGGUGGCAACCCUAUAGCCCCACCACCACCUCCUGGGGGUAGCGGGACAAUGGGAAAUUUCACUCCUAGGCCUCCAACCAACCCUCCUCCACAAGGUUUCCCUGGUCAUCAGAUGCAGGGACAGGGUAUGCACCCGCCGCCUCCGCCUCCUAACAUGGGACAGUAGUUCACCUGGCUUCCAGUGUGCUGAUAUGUCAUGUUUGAAUCAUUUUUGGUCAGAUUAAACUGGUAAUUGGAUUUAUUAUUACUUGAGCAAAAAAACCUACUUAAGAUGUAUGUAUGUUUGAGUUUGUGGUACUCGGUUUUAAAUGUUAGCAACAACAGUAUAAUUUGCUUAAACAAAGGCCUUAAUGUUUGAAA
Gossypium raimondii (Peruvian cotton) is the source of this 1349-nucleotide messenger RNA. RefSeq lists its product as uncharacterized. Lineage: Eukaryota; Viridiplantae; Streptophyta; Magnoliopsida; Malvales; Malvaceae. Gene Ontology annotation, molecular function: zinc ion binding; nucleic acid binding. The transcript is spliced from 7 exons. The record is from RefSeq and is a predicted model, not a curated record. Bases 127 to 1155 code for a protein of 342 amino acids. Gene Ontology annotation, cellular component: catalytic step 2 spliceosome; U2 snRNP; nucleus. Gene Ontology annotation, biological process: spliceosomal complex assembly.